CUUGGAGGCUUUGUAACACGCCAGGGUAAUAAUUGCAAGCGCUUCUAACAUGGAAAAUAACUUGGAGAAUUUGAUUCUUGAAGGUAAAGUACCUGGUUUGCUCAAGUCGUGUCGUUAUUCAGAAGCGUUGAAAACUCUUGAAAAAAUUAACCUUGACGACACCGAUACGUGGAGGAAGAUAUAUUUGCUUUUAAUGCGACUCGUCUGUCAGAUAGAACUGGAAAAUAAUCACAGUGCUACUAAGACGCUGCUGAGUAUUGUUAACAGCACUAAAAGUACGCAAGUAACGGGAGCAGAGUUGGAUAGAUGUGUAGACACAUAUCUAUUGGACGGCGAUAUUAUACCUGCAUUCGCACUUUCCUAUACAGCGUGUGAAUUAUAUAAAUCAUCAUCGAGUCCCACUGGAAUUGAAAAAUGUGUUACCAAGUUGGCUGAGGCUAUCGUCAAACCAAAACCGCCGUCUAAAUCCAGAGGCAUUAACAUCAAGAAAAUACGUAAAUUUUUGCAAAGUCAUCUAGUGCCAGCGCUAUGGGAAAUAUCAAACGGCCUGAAUGCCAUGGAAUGCAUCGGAAGAGAAGAACGCACAAAAUUAUUUGGAAGUUGUGUAUAUCAAAUUUCUCAAGUUCUCUAUGAACUUCGACAAUAUGAAAAGGCAAUUUCAAUAUUAAAAAAAUCUAUUGAGGCCCUAAUGUCAUAUCCACCGUCGAUGGUACUUGGCGAUAGUAUCAUGUUACUGGCUUCUAUCUAUCAAAAGAAAUAUGGUACUCCGGAGGCCCUUGUUCAGUAUUACGUAGCUAGAGUUGUUUUUCUAAGCAUGAAUAUACUUUAUGGAUCUGACAAUUCGGAAAAAAUUGCCGAAGUUAAAAAGGCCAUAUAUUACUGCGAAAGAAUCGCUGAUGCUGACUCCGUGACAGUUAUGCAGUUUCAAGGGAAAGACGAGGUUUACCAUUACUACGAAGAAGCGUGA
This is a messenger RNA of Styela clava, 967 nucleotides long. The record is from RefSeq and is a predicted model, not a curated record. Lineage: Eukaryota; Metazoa; Chordata; Ascidiacea; Stolidobranchia; Styelidae.